UCCCAAGUCCUUCACUAUAAUUAAUCACCAUGAUUAGCGUUUUAGUUUAGCUCCAGACUCGACCGGAAGCGCCAAAGAAGAGAUCUAGGGGAGAAAAAUCAGCAACGAUUCAGCCAUGGCAUCUAGGGUUUCGCUCAAGAGCAAAGGCAAAUCAGGGAAGGGAUCAAAAGGAGCAGAGGACAAGUCCACCACUCAGUGCCUCAAGGAAUGGAGCACCUGGGCUAUGAAAAAGGCUAAAGUGAUUACCCAUUAUGGCUUCAUUCCUCUCAUCAUCAUCGUUGGCAUGAACUCGGAGCCCAAGCCACAGUUUUAUCAGCUCCUCAGCCCUGUCUAGUCGAUCGCGUUUUCAAAUUUUCUGUUAUAUUUUUCUUAUCUGUGUAUGGAUCGUUAAUUAGUUUUUAUAAUAUAAUUUUGAAUCGUAUUUAUUCCAAGUAGUGGUUUUGAAUUUAUUUGAUUCAAUAACUGCACAUAAGAAAGCUAAGGGGAAUUGAAAGAGAAAAAAAAAAUUAUAUUGGUAUUUUUACUCUUUUAUGUUCUGCAUGUCAUAAGCUCUGCUCUUGUUUUGCAUGAUUUUUACUAGUGAAAUUGAUACAAUGUGUUUCUGCUUGUUCUAGUGUCCUUUUGGGCUCUGUAUUGGGGAUUUUGGUUUAUAUGGUGACUCUGUCUUAAAUUGUUUACAUAUGAUUGUAAAGGGAGACUGGCCUCUGUUUCUAAUAUGGUGUUUGUGAAUUGUAACUAUAUUUCGUACUGAUUUUGUAUGAUGUGAGAACUUGUGUGGACACAAGUGAAGCUUAGUUUUAGUUUCGGUCUUAUAUGCCGUAGGCUGUUAUGCUUUUCUGGAAUUCCAAACUUGCAUGCUUUUACUAAUGAGAAAAACUGGCUUUAUGCUUUUAGUUAUUUUGAUCCUUGUGUUCUAGCUUUUUCCAUGACUGUGUCAAUUGUUUCACAGAAGAAUUGAUGUUGGUUGCCGCAACUCAUAGAAUCAACUCCCAUAAGGGGGGCAAGUGGGGGAAUUUUGUUUGAUAAGUUCUUAUAUUGUUGAAACUUGGUCAGUAUGGAUCUUGAUUCCCCUAUUUGUUUCUGUUCUUUUAGAUUAUAAUUGUAGCAAUGCUGAUGGAAAUCUGAUGCUGAAAGUUAGCAUCUGGGUCUUCCCGAGAGGAGUCACUUUUUUUUUUUUCUUUCUUUCUUUCUUUUCUUUUCUUUUCUCUUUCUUGCAAAUAGAAAAUGAAUAUAAUGAUUUUUGUUUU
Messenger RNA from Rubroshorea leprosula, 1247 nucleotides. The record is from the annotation of a GenBank genome assembly. NCBI's taxonomy places the organism in Eukaryota, Viridiplantae, Streptophyta, Magnoliopsida, Malvales, Dipterocarpaceae.